UCAUUGCUUUCUCAUAAUAAUCACACUCUCCAUUUGUUUCAUAGUAUCAAACAUGAAGCAAAAGAUAAUAAUGAAGGUACAAAUGAAUUGCGAGAAAUGCAGAACCAAGGCCAUGAAAAUUGCUGCUGUGGCAGAAGGUGUGAUCUCAGUGGCGAUUGAAAGAGAAAAAAGUCUGGUGGUCGUGGUAGGAGACGGAGUUGAUUCGGUUAGCUUGGCCGGCUCACUAAGGAAGAAGCUUGGCUCUGCCAAUAUUGAGAGUGUGCAAGAAGUGAAAGCAGAAAGUGCUGAGAAAAAAGACCCAAUUAUAUGUUAUAGCCAAUAUCCACAAUACCCCACGUAUGCAGUGGUUUAUGAUCAAUACCCUAGCAAUUGCGCCAUCAUGUGAUGAGUAUUGCAAGCUGAUCCAUGAAAUCAAUUGAGAUGUAAAUUUUUUUUUCUUUGUUUUGUUCAUGCUCUUGCAUGCUGUUUUCCU
Messenger RNA from Quercus lobata, 472 nucleotides. Its product is annotated as heavy metal-associated isoprenylated plant protein 47-like. The record is from RefSeq and is a predicted model, not a curated record. The coding region runs from base 53 to 385 and encodes 110 amino acids. NCBI's taxonomy places the organism in Eukaryota, Viridiplantae, Streptophyta, Magnoliopsida, Fagales, Fagaceae. Gene Ontology annotation, molecular function: metal ion binding. The transcript has 3 exons.